AUGUCCUGUUUCAUCUACUUUCUAGUACAUGUAGUAAUGGCUAGGAAAAUAAAUGUUAAAGAUAAACCUGUUUUUAAAAUUACACAACCUAACCAAAGUCGAGUACUGCCACACUCAGUAUAACCAACACCUGUCCAUUCAGACUGUACAGUGGUACAGUGGUUUCAAGGAGGGCUGAUGAGCCGGGAUCACAACUCAUCUCACAAAACAUUUGUACAUUCAUCAGCCCUGUCACAGCUCCCUGCAGUCCAGCUGGGAUAUCGCACUCGUCUUGCAGUGGAGAUGCUAAGCAGAAGUAAAUCCAAUAUUUCAGAGCAGAAACUUGUAAACUAUAUGACCUAUCUGAAUUACAUAUUGGAAGAAUUGACUGGUCUGGAGUACCCUAAGAUUAUCUGGAUUACGUACUACUUCUUUUUGCUGUUAAUUCCAUUUAUAAUGCUGUUUGCAUUUCAUAUAAUUCUGUUUGGUGUUCUCUACUUUUCUAGUCUUCUCCUUAAUGUUUAUAAGAAGAAAAAUUACCUAAAUGGGGAUUAUUCUAGUAAAUUAUGGGACAAUGGAAAGCAAAUGGUGGUAUGCCUCUGGGAUUUAUAUGGAAAGUUAUGGCAUGGUUAUGAGCUUCAUGGUGUGGAAAAAAUCCCAGAAGGACCAGCGCUGAUUGUUUAUUACCAUGGAGCCACUCCUCUAGACUACUUGUACUUUAUAGCUAGAUUAUGUAACCAGAAGGGCAGACUCUGCCAUUCAGUAGCUGAUCACUUCACCUUUAAAAUACCAGGCAUUAAGCUGCUUUUAGAUCUUUUUGGCGUGAUGCAUGGUGGAAGAGAAGAAUGUGUUCAAAUUCUGAAAAAUGGCCACUUACUAGGUGUCUCACCCGGUGGUGUUCGAGAAGCAUUCUUUAGUGAUGAAAACUACAACCUCUUGUGGGGUAAUCGCAAAGGCUUUGCUCAGGUGGCUAUAGAUGCAAAAGUACCCAUCAUCCCUAUGUUCACACAGAAUCUUCGGGAAGGAUAUAGGACACUCGGAAAAAUAUGGUCAUUUAGAUGGCUUUAUGAAUAUUCUCGAUUGCCAGUAGUUCCUCUAUAUGGAGGGUUCCCAGUCAAAUUUCGCACAUAUAUUGGAGAUCCCAUACCAUAUGAUCCAAAUAUAACUGCUGCAGAACUAGCUGAAAAGGCAAAGACUGCAAUCCAAUCUCUAAGAGACAGGCACCAAAAAAGACCAGGAAAUAUACUAAGAGCUCUAUUGGAACGAUUUGAUAAACAUCAGAAAGAUUAUUAGAAUGUUUAAAUAUAUUGAAACAUUUACAACAUUGGGUGUAAAAGAUCUUUACAAUUGCAUGUGUUACUGUAAUUUGUGAUUUCUUUUAAGAGACAUUAUCCUUAAUUCUUCAGUAAUUAUUGCUAUGACUCACCUCAUGUGCUCUGGUCACAAACAGUAAAUUUCCUGUCAGCAGAAACAGGCUAAAAAAAGGCUCUUUUGAUGCUGAUUUCCCCAUGGAAAGUAGAUCACUUCCCACUAUAGUUUGUUUCCCCCCUUUCCUAAAGGCUUGUCUACUCGGAGCCUUUUUCGAUUAGCUCCACUUGUGUAUGCUCUAUUUUGGAAUAAAGGCCAUCCUUUGUUCCAGAAUAAUUUGUAUGCCACAUGCUAAAUAAAUGUGCUAAGCAGGCUAAACUUUAGCAAGAUAGUUUGAAACAGUACUUGGUUGGCUGGAACUCUUUUGUCAUAUUAUUCCAUUAUUACCGUUGUAAUGCCUUUUAUUGUGAUGUUGUAAUUUAUGUUGAAGAAAAUUUUCCUUACUGUGAAUUUCUAGUUUGUAAUGUAUUUGUCUUUGACUAAAUGUGAAUGGUUAGAAUUUAAGCAAUGAAAAACAAUAUGUUUAUGCAGAAAUGGCAAGAAUCUUAACUACAUACUCUGUGUGUGUUUCCAAUCAAAGGAAGUCGGGUACCUAUAUAAUGACAGAAAAUACAUUAGACAAAAAAUAUACAAUUAUCUUCUUGGUCUAUGGAGAUUUCACCUAAACAUGAAGGAAUGACAACUACCCUUACACUGACCUGUCAAAAUAGUUAUUAAAACCAGACUUUUAAUUUUAAUAUUAAUUUUUAAAAGUUAUCCACUACAAAGAAGACUGUCUUCUUAUAGCUCAGAUCUGCAUUCCUGUGUAUCUACCCAUGAGUGAAGGAGUUUGGGGUGGGAAAGAAGGAAGAUUACUGGCUCGAUGUUCCAUUUGUCAUGCAUUUAAGACAAAGAAAAUAGUUUACAGUGUUUCUUUCCAGUUUGUUAUCAAACUUAAAUGUGCAAAUCAUUUAUAACCUGCUUUUGUGCACAGAGAAUCUAAUUCUUGUUCAUUACAAAAUUUAAAUAUACUACAGAACAUCAAACUGUUCCUAAAAAAAGAAAGAUUAUCUGAAAACAUUUUGAAAUAAUUGUGUAUUUGUUCCUUUUUGCUUCUUUGCCUUAUAUACAAUUUGAAAGAGUUAAUUUUACCAAAACCAGUUUGGAUGUCUUGAAGAAUUGUUGUUUUUUUUACCCUAGAAAGCUAAUAAAAUAGCAAUUAUGAUUU
This is a messenger RNA of Pelodiscus sinensis (Chinese soft-shelled turtle), 2554 nucleotides long. The record is from RefSeq and is a predicted model, not a curated record. NCBI's taxonomy places the organism in Eukaryota, Metazoa, Chordata, Testudines, Trionychidae.